Molecule: messenger RNA, 510 nt
Organism: Moneuplotes crassus
Lineage: Eukaryota; Ciliophora; Spirotrichea; Euplotida; Euplotidae
Source: the annotation of a GenBank genome assembly
CUUAAUAAUAAUUUAUUAUGCAGUAUACUUCACCACAAAUUCAAACAUCAAGCGUAGACUCAGGCUCCUGGGUUCACUACCUCAACAUUAUUUCAGUAUUGGUUGCAACAUUCGAAUUGCUGGUAACUCAUCCUUGGAACAACCCUGCUGAAGUUAUGGCUGGGCUCCUUCUCGCAGGAACCUUAGCAGCUAGUGCAGUACACCACUUAGACGAAGGAGCCAGACAAUGCAGAUCUUUCCAGAGAUGGGCCAAGGUGAUCGCUGGUCUUACUCUAGGAUUUUAUCUCAUCUUCCUCGUUGUAUUCCUUACCUCUGGAAGAUUCCCACCUGAGCUGAUUCUGAGCCCCAAAUUCUUGGUGUACACAUCAUCCACUAUCUUGGCUCCAUUCACUUUAUUAGUAAUGAUGACCUCAAAAUUGGAACAGAGACAGCCAGUUCAGGUCAUGACUCUCAGUCAAAAUCUUUCUCCAAAGCAAGAGAAUGUGAACUUAAUGGCAUAAUUUCUUGAUA